Molecule: messenger RNA, 2543 nt
Organism: Mesocricetus auratus (golden hamster)
Lineage: Eukaryota; Metazoa; Chordata; Mammalia; Rodentia; Cricetidae
Gene: Papss1
Product: 3'-phosphoadenosine 5'-phosphosulfate synthase 1
Exons: 12
Coding region: 99-2003 (634 amino acids)
Biological process (GO): sulfate assimilation; 3'-phosphoadenosine 5'-phosphosulfate biosynthetic process
Molecular function (GO): ATP binding; sulfate adenylyltransferase (ATP) activity; adenylylsulfate kinase activity
Source: RefSeq, a predicted model, not a curated record
CCCGCCCCUCCUCUCUGCUCCGCCCCGCCUCCGGCCUCUCCUCUCCGGCUCCGCUCUCAGGCGCUCGCUCAGCAGCUGGGCAUCCGCGCUUCUCGGCCAUGGAGAUCCCUGGGAGUCUAUGCAAGAAAGUCAAGCUGAGCAAUAACGCGCAGAACUGGGGGAUGCAGAGAGCAACUAAUGUCACCUAUCAAGCCCACCAUGUUAGCAGGAACAAGAGAGGUCAGGUGGUGGGGACCAGAGGUGGCUUUCGUGGCUGCACAGUUUGGCUGACAGGACUGUCUGGGGCCGGGAAGACGACCGUGAGCAUGGCACUGGAGGAAUACCUGGUCUGCCAUGGCAUUCCAUGCUACACUUUGGAUGGUGACAACAUCCGUCAGGGUCUCAAUAAAAACCUCGGCUUCAGUCCUGAGGACAGAGAAGAGAAUGUUCGACGCAUUGCGGAGGUGGCGAAGCUGUUUGCCGAUGCCGGCUUAGUGUGCAUCACAAGCUUUAUCUCCCCUUACACGCAGGUGUGCAACUUUAUCUCCCCUUACACGCAGGAUCGCAACAAUGCCAGGCAGAUUCACGAGGGUGCAAGCUUACCUUUCUUUGAAGUUUUUGUUGAUGCUCCUCUGCAUGUUUGUGAACAGAGGGAUGUCAAGGGUCUCUACAAGAAAGCACGGGCAGGAGAAAUAAAAGGCUUUACUGGAAUCGAUUCUGAGUAUGAAAAACCAGAGGCCCCGGAGCUGGUGCUGAAAACGGACUCCUGUGACGUCAACGACUGUGUCCAGCAAGUUGUGGAGCUUCUCCAGGAACGGGAUAUUGUCCCCGUGGAUGCCUCCUAUGAAGUGAAGGAAUUGUAUGUGCCGGAGAAUAAACUGCAUUUGGCAAAAACUGAUGCAGAAGCCUUACCAGCACUGAAAAUCAGUAAAGUGGAUAUGCAGUGGGUGCAGGUUUUGGCAGAAGGUUGGGCGACUCCUCUGAAUGGCUUCAUGAGAGAGAGGGAAUACUUGCAGUGCCUUCAUUUUGAUUGUCUUCUGGAUGGAGGUGUCAUCAACUUGUCAGUGCCUAUAGUUCUGACAGCUACGCAUGAGGACAAAGAGAGGCUGGAUGGCUGUACAGCCUUCGCUCUGAUGUAUGAGGGCCGCCGGGUAGCCAUUCUUCGAAAUCCGGAGUUUUUCGAGCACCGGAAAGAGGAGCGUUGUGCCAGACAGUGGGGAACAACAUGCAAGAACCACCCCUACAUUAAGAUGGUUAUGGAACAAGGGGAUUGGCUGAUUGGAGGAGAUCUUCAAGUCCUCGACCGAAUUUACUGGAAUGAUGGUCUUGAUCAGUAUCGUCUUACUCCUACUGAGCUCAAGCAGAAGUUUAAAGAUAUGAAUGCUGAUGCUGUCUUUGCAUUUCAGUUGCGCAACCCAGUGCACAACGGACAUGCUCUGCUAAUGCAGGACACCCACAAGCAGCUUCUGGAGAGGGGCUACCGGCGCCCCGUCCUGCUCCUCCAUCCUCUUGGUGGCUGGACGAAGGAUGAUGAUGUCCCUUUGAUGUGGCGUAUGAAGCAGCAUGCUGCAGUGCUGGAGGAGGGGAUCUUGAACCCGGAAACAACAGUGGUGGCCAUCUUUCCUUCUCCUAUGAUGUAUGCUGGGCCAACCGAGGUCCAGUGGCAUUGCAGAGCGCGGAUGGUGGCAGGAGCCAAUUUUUAUAUUGUUGGCCGAGACCCUGCUGGCAUGCCUCAUCCAGAGACAGGGAAGGACCUCUAUGAGCCAACACACGGUGCCAAAGUGCUGACGAUGGCCCCUGGCCUGAUCACCCUGGAAAUAGUUCCCUUCCGAGUUGCAGCUUACAACAAGAAAAAGAAGCGGAUGGACUACUAUGACUCUGAGCACCAUGAAGAUUUUGAAUUUAUUUCAGGAACACGGAUGCGCAAACUGGCACGUGAAGGUCAGAAGCCUCCAGAAGGCUUCAUGGCUCCCAAGGCCUGGACUGUGUUGGUGGAGUACUACAAGUCCUUAGAGAAAGUGUAGCCAUUCUGCCUGGGAUGCAAGGCUGAGUGACAGAGGGGACCACACAGUCACCGACAGCAUUUCUCUGUGGUUGUGUCCGUCUGAACACACUUCCUGAAAACAGAGCAUUUUUCUCCGUGUGCAUCAGUUUUGGUCUGCCUUUGAAUUCUGUUUCAAACUAGUGUAACGCAUCUCUGUUCUUAAUGUGUCUUUUCCACUUCCUGUUAAUAUUCUUAUAAUACGAUUUUAAAAAUCUUGCCUUUUUAUAUUGUAUUUAUGCUUGUGUCUUAGGAUUUUCCAAGCUGAUUUAUUAGUUAUAACCAGUAAUACUCACAUCAUCUAGCUUUCUUUAAGCAGCGGGGGUAGGGGAUCACUAAACUUGGCUAGACCUUGUUUGGGUAUUUUACAAAAUAUCUGUAGCAAUUAGUUUUUUUUUUUUUCAUUAAAAAUGUAAACUGCUCCCUCUCUUGCAACCCAACAUGUUGAGGUAUUCUUGCAAUUUGUGUUAAGUGCUGAAUGAAUGCCUUGAUUCAAUAAAAUUGAUUUUUGGGGGGCUUCUUA